Molecule: messenger RNA, 925 nt
Organism: Bombina bombina (fire-bellied toad)
Lineage: Eukaryota; Metazoa; Chordata; Amphibia; Anura; Bombinatoridae
Gene: DPM1
Product: dolichyl-phosphate mannosyltransferase subunit 1, catalytic
Exons: 9
Coding region: 60-821 (253 amino acids)
Biological process (GO): GPI anchor biosynthetic process; protein O-linked glycosylation via mannose
Cellular component (GO): endoplasmic reticulum membrane
Molecular function (GO): dolichyl-phosphate beta-D-mannosyltransferase activity
Source: RefSeq, a predicted model, not a curated record
UCCUCCUACCUGUAAGGAGGAGGUGGAGUUCUGCGCCAUUGGAUGUUAGAUAUUUCACAAUGGCUACAACCACUACCAGAAGAAACGUAAAGGCUGACGAAGCCAGUGGUGACAAGUACUCUGUGCUGUUGCCGACGUAUAAUGAACGGGAUAACUUGCCACUGAUCGUCUGGCUGCUGGUGAAGUAUUUCGGAGAAAGUGGGUAUAACUAUGAAAUUAUUAUAAUUGAUGAUGGAAGUCCAGAUGGAACAUUAGAAGUUGCUGAGCAAUUGCAGAAAAUCUAUGGAUCAGACAAGAUCCUGCUUCGUCCUAGAGAAAAAAAAUUAGGUUUGGGAACUGCAUAUAUCCAUGGAAUGCAACAUGCCUCUGGGAAUUUCAUUAUUAUCAUGGAUGCUGACCUAUCUCACCAUCCAAAGUUCAUACCUGAAUUCAUCAGAAAACAGAAGGAAAGUAACUUUGAUAUUGUGUCCGGUACUCGCUAUAUUGGGAAUGGAGGUGUUUAUGGAUGGGACUUGAAAAGAAAAUUGAUAAGCCGAGGAGCCAAUUUUGUUACCCAGGUUUUGCUAAGACCAGGUGCCUCUGACCUAACAGGGAGCUUCAGACUCUACAAGAAAGAAGCUCUUCAGAAGCUAAUAGAGAAAUGUGUAUCAAAGGGUUACGUCUUUCAGAUGGAGAUGAUUGUUCGGGCACGACAAUUGAAUUACACCAUUGGGGAGGUUCCUAUUUCAUUUGUGGAUCGUGUCUAUGGAGAAUCGAAACUAGGAGGCAAUGAAAUAGUGUCAUUUUUGAAAGGACUGUUAACUUUAUUUGCAACAACGUGAUUCAUGUUGAAAACUCAUUGUUUGCAGUAUCUGUUAGUGGAAUAUUAAAAAUGCUCUCUUGCUCUCGAAAGUAAGUUAUAAACUACAGCUGACCAAAUUUAAAA